Molecule: messenger RNA, 2630 nt
Organism: Fopius arisanus
Lineage: Eukaryota; Metazoa; Arthropoda; Insecta; Hymenoptera; Braconidae
Gene: brn
Product: beta-1,3-galactosyltransferase brn
Exons: 2
Coding region: 456-1772 (438 amino acids)
Cellular component (GO): Golgi membrane
Molecular function (GO): hexosyltransferase activity; UDP-glycosyltransferase activity
Source: RefSeq, a predicted model, not a curated record
GCAAGAUGGCGGGCAUUUAAAUUUCGAGAGAUUAUUUAAAUGCCGGAGAUUCAACUGUGAAUCAUCUGUUUACCCUCGUAAUGGGUUUUAAUUAAUACCUAACAAAUUCACUGGAAAUAAUUUAUAAUAAACGUGUCAAUGUUGAUAAUUCAAGGAAUUUCAUGUACGGAUUUUAUUAGUGUUUAAAUAUUUUGCAGGUUGAGGUUAUGUGACAGUCAAUUUUCAAUUGUUAACGCUUAAAAAAUAAGGAGAAGUAAUAAAUAAAUUAAAAAAGUCUUGAUUCUCAUUGACAAGUUUGAAAGAAAUUAAAAUCGAGUGAAAAUAACUGGCACGUGGGAAAGUUCAAGAUUAGCAAACGACUGGAUUCAAUAAAAAUUAUUAAUACUGGAGCAGUGAAUUACUGCAUGAUUUUCACUCCAGAAAUUAUGUGAACUAAACGAUGAAAAAGUCUUGAGAUGAUCCCCCCACCGGACCCUUGCAGUCAGCAGUGUCUGAGGAUGAUCUCCAGGAUAAAACUAAAACACGUCCUUCUGCUUCUGGUGACUCUUUUCCUGCUGGACGUCUUCGGAGCCUUUACCCACGUCUUCGAGCUUUCCUACGACAAAUACUUCAAGUACCCCUACGAGGGUGACAUCCACGGCUUCAUCGACUCAAUAAAACACCGGAAAAAGCCGAAUGUCGAUCCCAUCAACGACUACAACUUCAGCUACAUCCACGAUUGCAAGGAUUUCUGCAACACCCAAAACGAUUUUCGAAGUCUGAGGAUUGUAUUUCUGGUGAAAUCCUCGGCGGAGCAUUUCCAGAGGCGUGUGGCAAUAAGGAGCACCUGGGGAUUCAAAAAACGAUUUUUCGACGUGCCAACGAGAACUAUUUUCUUGCUGGGACUUCACAAAGGGGAUGACGAGCUCCAGAAGAAGAUUGACGAGGAGGCGGAAACGUAUAAAGACAUUUUGCAGGCGAAUUUCAUUGAUUCCUAUUAUAAUAACACAAUUAAAACGAUGAUUGGAUUCAAAUGGGCGUACAAUCACUGCAGGAACUCCAAGUUUUAUUUCUUUGUGGACGACGAUAUCUACGUGUCUGUGAAGAAUGUUCUGAGGUUCAUCAGAAAUCCUGCGUAUUACCCGGAGUAUCUGAAGGAUCCGAAUAGAUUAGUUAAGAGGGAAGUUGAGGAGGUGCCAAAGGAUUUAGUGAGGAAUCCGAGGGCUAAUGCUCGGGAGAAGAUUCUUAUGAGACGAAGGGAGGGCUGGACGAGGCACAACAAGACCAGAAUGCCUAGUGGUGAUGGAUUAAAGGGAGUUGAUGAUUUGGAGGAUAAAUUCAAUAAUUCGACGGUAUAUAAGAAGCUGACAAGGGGACGUCGUCAAGUUUUCGAUUUUGAACUGCCUGAUGACGUUAAACUGUUCGCUGGGUAUGUCUUUGUAUCAUCUCCACACAGACACAAGACCUCCAAGUGGUAUGUCUCCCUCGAGGAAUAUCCAUUCCAUUUGUGGCCACCGUAUGUUACUGCUGGGGCUUAUGUACUCUCCAAGGCUGCCAUGAUCGAGAUGUAUCUCACUAGUUUGUAUACCCAGCACUUCAGGUUUGAUGAUAUCUUCCUGGGACUUGUUGCCAAAAAAGCUGACAUCGAGCCCUUCCACUGUGAUGAGUUCCAUUUUUAUAAGAAGGAUUACACUAAAUUUAAUUAUAAGUACGUUAUUUCUUCUCAUGGGUAUGGGAACCCUGAGGAGCUCAUGGAGAUAUGGAAUGAGCAGAAGGGCAUGGGAAAUGCUUGAGGGAAAUUCAUCCUGGGGCCAGGAGUUGAUGAAAACGAGUUGGUGUUGAUUUUCUGGGAGAUUUCGAGGAAUAUCUUUGGAUCCAGAAGAGAUACAAAAUUUUUUGCCCUAUCUUUUUUGCAGCUCUCAUUUUAUUCUACAAAAAUGGUCUUGGGGAAAAUUUCGAUUUCUCGAUUGAAUUCAGAGAUAUUCCUCGAAAUCUUGACUAGGAAAUGAGUCAACUUGUUGUCUUUUAACUCUUUGUUAUUGAGACUCUGUUGCAUUAUUUUUCUUUUAUUUUUUUUUAAGGAUAUGUAGUGUAGAAGGAACACAGAUAAUUUUGAAUAAUUAUUUGCAAUGCAACUGGGCCUCAAUUAAGUUAUUAUUUCAGCUGAUGGUUGUGCAAGUAAACUUCUUCCAUAGAAUUAAAAAAUGACAAAGGGAAGUUGGUCUUGAAUUUUUUUGUGAUCGCCUUAUUUAUGCAAUCAUUGUCUGCACGGUAUAAUCUUUAUAUAUAAAUUAGUGUGAAAUAUUUUUGCGGAGUAACGAGCAAUUUAUAAAUGUCAAGUUUAAUUAUACAGUAAAAUUUAUUCAUCCGUUAUGGUAUUAUUCUCCUAUUAUGGCAGUGCUGAUUCAUCUGACACCAGACUUUGUUAUAAUUAAUCAGUAUAAAAUUGUUGUUAGAUAUAUUAUUCUUAGAGGAUUGAAAAGAAAAUUCUGUACUCUUAGAACCAAUAAUCAUUCAGCAGGUCGAGGUAAUUAUUUAUAAAAAUAUGUCUAGUGAUAUUUACAAGUUUGUACUGGAUUGAAUCUCCAAUCAGUCGAGGCAGUCUCUACUGCUGUGAUCAAUAUUUUAAUAAAUAAUUUUCUAGAAUACGA